Messenger RNA from Caenorhabditis briggsae, 591 nucleotides. RefSeq names its product Protein CBR-SRA-26 (gene Cbr-sra-26). Gene Ontology annotation, biological process: sensory perception of chemical stimulus. The coding region runs from base 1 to 591 and encodes 196 amino acids. Gene Ontology annotation, molecular function: G protein-coupled receptor activity. The transcript has 3 exons. The record is from RefSeq and is a predicted model, not a curated record. Gene Ontology annotation, cellular component: membrane. NCBI's taxonomy places the organism in Eukaryota, Metazoa, Nematoda, Chromadorea, Rhabditida, Rhabditidae.
AUGCCUACCGGCAACUCUAUAUCUAUAAUUCUUCUUGUUAUCCAAUUGAUUCUUGCUGUUGGAACUCAUUUAUACGGAUUUCUGGGUGUCCCUCUCGCCGGAUACGUUCCAAUGUGUACUUAUCCACCAAAAUUGAAUUCCAAUUUUGACUUGAUCAAUGAGUUCAGAACUUUUGUUAUGGUUUUAUGCAUUGGGAUCACCCUCGUAAUUUUGUAUUUCAGUGUUAAAACAGAGAGACUAAUACACCAAAGAAGUUAUGACACCAGAACGAGAUACACGGCUUUUGAGAACAUGAACACUUCGAAAUCAGUGUGCACAUUGAUCGUGAUCCAGUUUUCGAGUAUUUUGAUUUCAUCGUUUGGGGUUACUAUCAUUCGGAAAUUCGAGCCUGUAAUUCCUCAAGAAAUUUUUCAUACGAUUAUUCCUUUUUUGCCGGGUGUGACCUACGCAAAUCUCUGUCUUCCAGUCGUAAUCUACUACAGAACCAUUCAAGCGAUUCGUCGGAGAAAAACUCGAAUUGUGACAAUAACUUCAGCGUCGGCAGAUGUGGAAUCUCAUAUCAAAUGGUUAAAUGAAACAUGGAGAAUGUAA